Paramecium sonneborni is the source of this 729-nucleotide messenger RNA. The record is from the annotation of a GenBank genome assembly. NCBI's taxonomy places the organism in Eukaryota, Ciliophora, Oligohymenophorea, Peniculida, Parameciidae.
AUGGGAAACUAAUGUAAAGAGUGUACUUAAGAAUUAUAAACGUAAACUUUGAAAACUUAGCAAAACCUUCAAUCUAAUAAUAAAUUAUUUAGUUUUGGGAUAGAGAAUUCAUUGCAUUUUGAAUAUAACUCUAUAAAUGUUGUACCUUAAUUUGAAUAACCAACUUUAAAAUUAAAGGUUUUCUUAACUCCUCCAACAAUGGUUCGAUAGUUAUCAGAAGAAUCAUUCUAAUCUCUAUAAGAACUUGACGAUUAAAAGGAAACAUUUUAAGUUUGUGAAUAAUAAAUGAAAAAAUAACUAACAAGAAUUCAGAGUCAAGAAUAAAUUGCAUAGAGGCCAUCACCAAUAAGAAAAAGGAAUUUCUCUGAAUCUUAUAAUGUACAAAAACCUAAAAAAAAAAAAUCUCCUUCUAAUAUUGAUAAAAAUUAUAGAUCAUCUCUAUGGGACAGCAGGACAAUAAACUAGUAACUCAGAUAAGCGAAAUAAACAUUCGUUUAUUGUAAAGCUUACUAAUGUUAAUAUAUUUAAAAUUAGGAAUCUAUAAAUGGAGAAAAGAACAGUAAGUUUUCUACAUUAAGUGCUUUAACUAUAAGCAAAAGAGAUUAAGUUAGAAAAAAUAGUCAAGUAGCAAAUUAAAUCUAAUAUCAAUCCCGAUUUAGCUAUCAAAAAGUAAAUGAAUAAAGAAUAUUUUAUCAAUCUCGCAAAUAGUAAUCUUAAUUUUUUUUUUGA